GCUCUCCUGGCGGGGCGGGGAGCUGCGCAGCGCCCGGGGCCGCCCGGCAGGGAUCGCAGUCUCCUUUGUUUGCAGGCGCCUCGCCCGGCCCGGCCCAGCCCGCGGGGCCCCGCAGCCCCCACGGAGCCGGGCGGCGCGGGGCCCAGGAGGCGAUCUGCCCGGGCGCCCUUCAAGGCAGGGCUCUCGCCCUGCUGUUAGGAGCCCGCCCGGGGCUCUGCGUGCGCGGAGCGAGCACCGCCCUCCUCGGCUGGGGCCGGGGUCAACACUGGCACCAGGGGGAUGGGCGCUUCCUCGGCACGUGCUAGGCACACCUCGUGGAGGGGCUGUUGUGACCCCGUCCCGCUCCCGGAGCUAGAGCUUUAUCUCCGGUGGUGUUGCUAACCUAGCACUGUUACGCUUCUCUCUCACCGCCCGGCUGCCUGCCUUGUGCAACAUUUGAAACAUGAACAGCAAUACGCGUUACCAGUUUUCAAAGCUGGAACACAGUUGUCUGCGACGUUUCCAAACUAAUCUUUCCACAAGGAAUUUGUAAAUCCUUUGUAAUGGCCAACAAGAAAGAACCUCCUUUUUUCAAUGAUGAUAACGUGGGACCGUUUCACUACAAACUUCCUUUUUAUGAAACUAUGGAGCUCUUUAUUGAGACGCUUACAGGAACGUGCUUUGAGCUGCGAGUGGCUCCCUUUGAAACCGUGAUUUCCGUGAAAGCUAAAAUUCAAAGAUUGGAAGGUAUUCCUGUCUCUCAGCAGCACUUAAUUUGGAAUAAUGUGGAGUUGGAGGAUGACUAUUGCUUGAAUGAUUACAACAUUUCAGAAGGUUGCACUUUGAAGCUGGUACUGGCUAUGCGAGGUGGGCCUAUUAACACUAGAAGAGUUCCUGUGGAAGACCCUAUUAGGGAAAUGGCUGAAUACAUGGACCCCAGUCGAGAUGAGGUCUGGGAGAAGGGGCCAUCCAACAAACAAGUUACCUUCUUGGUGUACCGGGAAGGAGAUCAGUUGAAUUUCUUCCGUGUUGUAGACAGGGGGGAUGGCACUUUAACACCAUUAUCUGAAUCUUUAAGUGGUGGUUCAGUUUAUAACUUAUAUGCAGAUGACGACGAAGAAUCAGAGGCAUCUCCUUCUGGCCAACAGAUUAUUGAGAACUCGAUUACUAUGAAUAAAAUGAAGCUGCUCAAGGCAAAGAUGGAGAACAUGAAUCUCAGUAAAAAGCCUAAGAAGACUGUCAAGGUGAAACCUCGUCCACCUAUGACUCCUCGACCGUCUAGCAGUUCAGCAGCAGCUGCUCGUCACCGGUUUUUAAGAGUACUCCCCCACAUUGGACAGUCCUGCCUACCUCCUUCUGGGAAUUCGUAUCCCUCGGAGUCUUCCCAGAAUGCACUUUCAGCUUUGGCUACUUUGGCCACUGCUGGUAGAACAAUGCCAUCCAUUACUAGUGACUUUCUUAAGGAAGAUGACAAUUGGGAGAGCACCUCCCGGUCUCAGUCAGUUAAUAGCAUUCGACUACCACCGAAAAUAUCUCGUGUCGAACUAGAAAAUGCAAAACUUUCUACAAAUAACUUCCUUCCCCCUGUCCCAUCGCUACCUACAAAUUCCAAAAAAGCUUUAGAAAAUGUGACAUCCACAAAUGAGAACGAUCCUGUCUUGAAUCCACCUCUAACAAACGUAGAACUGUGUGCAACAGAAGACAAGCUUCUACCUGAAACAGAUGCUUUUGCUUUGUUAGCAGAAGCAAACACUGCUGAACAGUAUAGUGAGUUAUAUGGAAUAGGGAAGCUAAACCCCGAGCUUGGACUGUGUGAGGGGGAUGAGGAAUCUAAGGCUGUAGAACAGCAUAGCAAACCCAUUACAAACAUCUUGAGUGCUACAACAAUGGAGGCUGGGCUUCUCAACACUCGUGAACUAAGUCCUCCGAAGAACACACUCUUGUCACCUCUUCGAUAUUCAGCCCAAAUGGCACAUCACAGUUCUCUGAAACCACAGACACAACCCAAAUGCUUUGAGGUCAGUAACUUGAGACCUGCUGCCUCCCCAAAUCUGCUCCGAUCUUUGGAGGUCCGUAAUUUGGCAGACUCCUCUUUUCCAAGGACUACAAGAUUUCGUGGUGUGAAGGUAGACUCGCCUGGCAAAAGACCUGAUAUCAUUUCUAAAAUAGAGGCUAGGGACAUCACAGAGGUGGCAAACAAGGCAUCCAAAGAACCUGUGGGUUCUGUAAAUAACUUAGAAUUUCUAGCUUCGCUGGCCCGAAGCACAAGCAGGGAAAGUUUACAGAAUUCCUGCGGGACAGGCAGGUUUCGGACUUCUGGUAUUGCACUACCUACGAACCUCCAGCGUUUUCAGGAAGAAAGCUUUAGGAAAGCCUCUCCCCCAGAUGAAGCUGCUGAAUACUUCCUAUCUGCCCAUGGGCUUGGAAUGAAUGGAAAUGUUGCAGCUUCAGGGAAAAGAGUAGCAGGUGAAGCAACCCAUCUCCCACCUGUGAAUGGUUCAAUGCAAACAAAAAAGAAAACUACAAAGCACUGCUUUCUCUGUGGCAAGAAAACUGGAUUGGCAACCAGCUAUGAAUGCAGAUGUGGAAACAACUUCUGUGCAACUCAUCGCUAUGCAGAGACUCACACCUGCACCUACGAUUACAAGAGUGCGGGGCGGAGGUACUUGCAGGAAACUAAUCCCGUCGUUAGUGCACCAAAGCUUCCCAAAAUCUAACCAUGGUUGUGCUGCAUGUGGCUGUGCUGCCAUGGCGGAAUUGUAUUACAUUGAGAGAAGCAGCAUUUGCUUCGACUGCAUUUAUUUUGCCCUGCUCCAUAUCUAAAGAUUUGCCAAGUAACAAAAGCACAUGAGGAUGCAUCUGAUUGAAGAAUAAUGUGAACACUACUGUAGCUGACACCUUUAUUCUUUAGUGAAUCAAAAGUUUAAAAAGUAGUUUUUAAAAACUUACACUAUGAUUUUAACUGUUCUUGCACGUCUUGUGUUAAGUGUUUUAUAUCUGAAAAUGCUAUUUCACUAGACAAGUCUUUAAAAGAUGCACUUUACUAAGUUUCAUAUUUACUGUAUAACCAGACUUGAGGGGGUGCUGUAAUGAGGGUGUCAUGUAAUGUCUCUGUACUCUACCUUGUGUUUUGUCCAUUGUGUGGUAUCUUAAGUUAUUUCACUAGGAAGUCUCCCCCUUACUUCGAACCACCUGUCCAGAGCUUCAAAGAGUGUGGUACUUUCUGCACUUCUGUUCCGUUCAGAUUGGCAUUCAUAUACUGUGUAUCCAUUCUGCAAAUAACAUAUCAUGGUAAUCACACUAUUUCUUAAAAUACUACUCUUUAUAUGGCAGUUUUUUAAAAUAGAAAAUUCCCUUUGUUGCCAUUAAAUACAAGGAACAACUUAUUUUAACUUUUUUUGUAAUCCUAGAUUUUUUAAAACUUCACAACUUGGUUUGUUAAGAUGUUGAGUGCUGUUACCAGAAGAAAUUCUAAUAAAUAUUAAAUUUUAUUCUGGUUUGCAUGCGCUUAUCAUAAGCUCAGUACUAACUUUUAAUAUUUUACAGGGUGCUGGAAGUGAAGGGAGCGUUCUCAGAAGCUUACAGCAUUGCCCUAACUCUGUUCUCAUUGAAAUCAGUGGUAAAACUCCCCUUUAGUGGGAAUAGCUAGGCCAAAAUUGAGCAUCUUGAAAGUCUCUCUGUCUUGCAAACAAGCCAGUCAAACCAAGCAAAUCUAGGUGCUACCAGACUUCAGCAGAUGUUUAACACGCCAGGCAAUAUUGUUGGCAGCCUUUACCACCUUGUACCAACAUCGCACUGGGCCAGUUGGGUACUUGUAGGGGAGACCUCCAAGGAACACACAGGUGCUGCAGAAAGUAGUGUUAGAGCACCACCUACUGAAACCAUUUCUCCUUCUACUCAUUAAGUAUUAAAACAUCCCGGUCUGGUACUGGGGCACUAUGCUACUAGAGGAGCCUUAUUAUGAAUAUGUUUUAAAACUGCACUCCCAGUCAUGUCUGGCCAUUACAAUGUCAUGGCACUUCUGAAGAUGUAGGGUGUUCAACAGACAUGCAGCCAAGUUCUGACUUGGAUAACUUGUCCACUCUCUUGUCUUCUAAAUUCCCUCACUGACUAAUUGGGAAUGGUAUCCUUCACUUCCUAAACGGUUGUGUACUAUUACUGCUGAGAGUGGUAUUUCAAUGGUGACUAAAACUGAAUCCACGCAAAACAGUGUUCCUGGUAGGAAGAGAGAAGCAGUUGAAGAGCUCGCUUUCUCUGUAACAUUCCCCUUUAUUGAGGGCACUUGCAGCCUCCAGGUCCUUUAGGAUACCUAAAUAGCAAUGGCUAUU
Messenger RNA from Chelonia mydas (Green sea turtle), 4307 nucleotides. It is a transcript of the gene ZFAND4, whose product is annotated as zinc finger AN1-type containing 4. The record is from RefSeq and is a predicted model, not a curated record. Gene Ontology annotation, molecular function: protein binding; zinc ion binding. Bases 543 to 2696 code for a protein of 717 amino acids. NCBI's taxonomy places the organism in Eukaryota, Metazoa, Chordata, Testudines, Cheloniidae. The transcript is spliced from 10 exons.